CAUAGCUCAUGCUUAUAAAGCUGCAAGGUUGCACCAAACGCAGAGACCAGAAGAAGAGAAAGACUGCGAGUGGCAUCUUAUUCUCAUGACUCGACCCCAAAUAGAAAGUCCCGAACUCCCAAAGAGAGAAUCAUUCGUUCAUGCUUUGAAAGUGUGGCCACUUUUCAACAAAUCGGAAAGAAUGGUUCAAAGCCCAGAUCGCCAACAAGAGCCAAGACGAUGGCCAAGGAUGCGAUUUCUGGAAAGGGAUCUGGACAUCAGUCACUAAAUUCAUUUUAAUGACAGAAGCUGGAAGAAUUCUUUAGACCCUGAGAAUGAUGUGACGUGAGGUUUGGCUUCAACCGUUUCAGCCAUUGUCAAAGAUCUAGCGUCAGAUGUGGUCCUGCGGAAAUGUACUCGAAACUGCAUUGUGAUGAUGAAUAAUCGAAUGUGCCUCUCAAACUCGGGCUCUGCAAUCGAGGCCAUGUAAGAAUGUCGAACAUUCCUUAACAGAAAUUCAAGAAAUUGGCGCAGAAUUUGUCAAAUUUCAAGGGAAUUAACGAUAACGGCGCAUCGGAAGAGUUCUGCGUAAAGCACUAAUCACGAGGACAACGAAGAGUAUGGCGUAGAAAAGUACUAUCGUGAUCGAAGAACUACGUUGUUCGAUAGGUACUAAGGCCACGAAAAGAAUGAGCAUGGGAAGAGAAGGAUUUGGAGGAAUUUGGGAGCGCUAAUCAUGACGAGAAGUGGGAGCGCAAGCGGACAGGGAGAAAAAGCGAGAGAGGGAGGUCCUUUCUUCGGCAAAACCCGAAGAUGUGGCGAGCAAGGAGAUGGUGACAAAUGGAAAAGCUCAUGGUUGGAGGGAGACGGACCUUACGGAAGAGUGAAGGCCAGGAGGCGAACACCACGUCGCCGAAGGAGUGGUGGAGGCUGUCCUUGCGACGGACACAACGGAGCAGUUUCUUUGCGGCAAAGCGGGGCCAGAUAGCGAUGGGAAAGUUUCAAAUUUGCUCGUGCCGGAGGCAUCAACAGAGGCGGAGAGAAAGAGGAGGCAGUCUCGAGAAAGAUGGCGCUAGUCAUCUCGGGAACGGAGCUCUUCCCAUCAUCAUCGGUCAAUGGACUAGUGUGCUUGCGGAAGGUUGAGCUCGUACAGCAGCGGCAGCCGCACAGGAGACUGAAAGUGGAACAGCAACGAGUGGGAGUUCGCGCAUCGUCGGAGCUCCUGGAGCCUGUGACAUCUGCUGCCACUACCGACCUGACAUGGCAAAUCACCGCGGGUGCCAUCGCUGGGGUGACACCUUUCGUGGUCGCAGGCAUCGAAUUUAGCAAGCGCAUUAUGGAGCAGAAAAGAUGUCAAGUGUGUGGUGGGUCUGGGCUUGUGAAACGAGUGGGCAUCCUAGUCCGAUGCAAUGGCUGUGGGGGGUUUCUUCCAUGGCAGUCUUGGCGUCGUUUCUUUUCGGGGAAGUAGGAAAGUAAACCGCUCUGUAUAUUACUAUUCUCAGUUGUAUAAAAGGAAGGAAUUCUUAUCACCUGUACAAGAGUGGCGUAUUGCCGUGUAUAAUACCUCUUUAACUUCCGGACUAUCAUUUCUAGAUAUUAAAAACUCAAUUGUUGUACUCAGCAACCAGGUGCAUAACGAUCUUGAAGAUCUACUCAGUCUUGAUAUGAGUUCUGAAUGUUCAUAUUUGAGAAAUGCAGACUUGAUUUUAAUUAACACCACUUGAGUUCUUUUAAAGAUGUGGCGUAGUCCAACUAGUGCAUCUAAUGAGCGCAUCUUGUCUUCAUCUUCCCGAACAUAUCAACAUGACCAUGUAGUUUCGACAGGAAAGAUCUAGAUUGAAGGAUGUCUUCACAUAGUACGUUAGUUCCAUUGUGUGCUGCGCUCUUUUUGUUGUUGUUAUCGGUCGAUCUGCAUUGUAUAUGCCCAAGACGUAUGCUAGAGUAUAAUGCAGGGAACCAGUAGUUUUCUAAAAAAUGCAGUGACUGAACGAGUCUGGAAACAGGGUGAGCUUUAUGUGAAGGUUAUC
Marchantia polymorpha subsp. ruderalis is the source of this 2006-nucleotide messenger RNA. Lineage: Eukaryota; Viridiplantae; Streptophyta; Marchantiopsida; Marchantiales; Marchantiaceae. The record is from the annotation of a GenBank genome assembly.